This is a messenger RNA of Diaporthe citri, 765 nucleotides long. RefSeq lists its product as uncharacterized. Bases 1 to 765 code for a protein of 254 amino acids. Gene Ontology annotation, molecular function: S-adenosylmethionine-dependent methyltransferase activity. The record is from RefSeq and is a predicted model, not a curated record. NCBI's taxonomy places the organism in Eukaryota, Fungi, Ascomycota, Sordariomycetes, Diaporthales, Diaporthaceae. The transcript has 2 exons.
AUGGCCACCACGCAGAACAUCUACGACACGCCGGAAUUCUUCGAGGCCUACGCGGCUCUGCCCCGCCAGGUCCACGGCCUGUCCUCCGCCCCGGAGUGGCCCGCGCUGCGGCGCCUCCUCCCGGCGGGCCUGCGCGGCGCGGACGUGCUCGACCUGGGCUGCGGCUUCGGCUGGCACAGCCGGUGGUUCACGGCGGAAGGGGGAGCGACCAGCGCGCGCGGGGUGGACAUCUCGGAGCAGAUGCUGGCGCGGGCGCGCGAGAUGACGCCCGGCAUUGGCGCGGAGGGGGCGGAUGGGGCGGAUGGCACCCGCAGCGCCACCAGUGCCAUCACGUUCGACCGCGCGGACCUGGAGUCCGUGGAGCUUCCCGCCGGCGCCUACGACGUCGUCUUCAGCGCGCUGGCUCUGCACUACGUGUCCGGGCUGGAGCGGCUGCUGGCCCAGGUCCACGCCGCGCUGCGGCCCAGCGGCACGCUGGUGUUUUCCGUCGAGCACCCGCUGCUCACGGCGCCGAUGCGGCAGGGGUUCAUCACGGACGCCGAGGGAAUCAGGUACUGGCCGCUGGACAACUACCACGACGAGGGCGAGCGCGUGCCGACGUGGCCGGGGUCCAGCGUGAAGAAGCAGCACCGGUCCACGGCGACGUAUGUCAACCUGCUGCUGGCGGCCGGGUUUGGCAUACGGGGAUUCGAGGACUGGCACCCGGAGCUGACGGAAGACGUCGAUGUUCCCAACCUGUGGAACUUUCUGCCUUUGAAUAGGUAG